Molecule: messenger RNA, 1316 nt
Organism: Ictalurus punctatus (channel catfish)
Lineage: Eukaryota; Metazoa; Chordata; Actinopteri; Siluriformes; Ictaluridae
Gene: tatdn3l
Product: putative deoxyribonuclease TATDN3
Exons: 10
Coding region: 123-935 (270 amino acids)
Molecular function (GO): hydrolase activity, acting on ester bonds
Source: RefSeq, a predicted model, not a curated record
UUGUACGUGCUUAUUUUGUCACAUCCGAUAGAGAGUUUAGAAAGUGUAUUCGUGUAUGGGUUUUAUGGUUGUUUUGGUAUCUUAAAAUUCUUCUUUUAAUCGAUUUGGUCUGCGAAGGAUUCAUGCAAGGCUAUAUCGAUUGUCACUGUCACAUCUCUUCGAGAGAAUUUGAUGGUGAUAUCGAGUGUGUUAUUGAGCAAUCAAAAAAGGCUGGAGUUCUGGCUCUUGUUGCAGUAGCAGAGCAUGCUGGGGAGUUUGAGAAAAUCAUACAACUUUCACAGAGAUUUCCUGGAUUUAUCUUCCCUUGCCUUGGAGUUCACCCAGUUCAAGAAGAUUCAGCACAACCCAGGGGGGCGUUACCAAAGGAUUUAGAUUCUGCCAUGCCCUUAAUUGAAAAAUAUAAAGAUCAUAUUGUGGCCAUUGGUGAGGUUGGCCUUGAUUUCACACCCCGGAUAGUCAGUACUGAUGCAGGGAAAGAACUACAGAGACAAGUACUCAUUCGUCAAGUAGAGAUUGCAAAGCAACUAAAUCUACCUCUAAAUGUCCACUCAAGAUCUGCUGGAAGACCAACUAUCCACCUUUUAAAGGAGCUAGGUGUAGAGAAUGCUCUUCUUCAUGCAUUUGAUGGAAAACCCUCAGUUGCAAUGGAGGGCGUACAUGCAGGCUACUUCUUUUCUAUUCCACCAUCAAUCAUAAGAAGUGAACAGAAGCAGAAACUUGUGAAACAGCUGCCGCUAGAAAAUAUGUGUCUUGAGACUGAUUCACCAGCCCUUGGACCUGAAAAGCAGGUGAGGAAUGAACCAGAGAAUAUCACCAUUAGUGCAGAGUAUAUUGCCAAAACCAAAGGCAUUCCUGUGGAAAAGGUCAUAGAGGUCACCACACUCAAUGCUCUUCGACUUUUCCCCAAGAUGAAGACAUUUAUGAGCCAUUUAUGACCAUUAUGAGAAGGCCUCUACAAAUGAUCAAGAUUUAUAUAAUACUGGCUUUAGUGCAUUCAAUUUUAAAUGAAACAUUGUCAAACAAGUUAAGUUGUAGACUGGUGGGUUUAAUUACAGGGUUUAUGUGUCCCACAUCCUUGUAAAGUUUAUAUUAUGCUAUUUGGGGCAGUGGUGGCUCAGCAGUUAAGGCGCUGGGUUACUGAUCGGAAGGUUAGGUGUUCAAGCCCCAGCACUGCCAAGCUGCCACUGUUGGGAGCUACAGGGGUGCUGUAUCAUGGCUGACCCUGCGUUCUGACUCCAGCUUCCUAACAAGCUGGGAUAUGUGAAGAAAAGAAUUUCACUGUGUAUAUGUAACAAAUAAAGGCUUCUUCUUCUUAA